Molecule: messenger RNA, 1520 nt
Organism: Daucus carota subsp. sativus
Lineage: Eukaryota; Viridiplantae; Streptophyta; Magnoliopsida; Apiales; Apiaceae
Product: triacylglycerol lipase 2
Exons: 9
Coding region: 105-1325 (406 amino acids)
Biological process (GO): lipid metabolic process
Molecular function (GO): hydrolase activity, acting on ester bonds
Source: RefSeq, a predicted model, not a curated record
UCGGGCCUAACACCAAUUUGUCAAUUGUUCACACAGACAGUCGUACACACGCUCAUUCUACAUAUAGUCCUAGAUUCGGAUAGAAACACUUGUCCCAGAACAAAAUGAGUCUCCGAAUAUUGAUUUCAAGCUCAACUGCUCUUUUAGCCAUACUAGUUAUAGCUCUUUCUUAUCAAGCUUCGGCUUCGCCACCAACCAAACCAGCUAGCACUGAAGCAGUAGCUGGGAUAUGUUCCGCCGCGGAGAUUAUGCAUGGUUACAAAUGCCAGGAGUAUGAUGUGACUACAGCGGAUGGGUAUAUCUUGAGCUUGCAGAGGUUUCCCCAGGGUAAAAAUGGAGGCGGUGGAAUGAAUAAGCAGCCAGUGUUGCUGCAACAUGGGGUUCUUGUGGAUGGCAUGACAUGGCUGUUAAAUUCAGCUGACCAGUCCCUGGCACUAAUAUUGGCGGAUAAUGGGUACGAUGUAUGGAUAGCUAAUACCAGAGGCACCAGAUUCAGCCGAAGACAUGUUUCCCUUGACCCCAGUAAUCCGGACUUUUGGGACUGGACAUGGGAUGAAUUGGUAGCUCAUGAUUUACCAGCCGCAAUCGAUUUUGUGUUCAAGCAAACUGGGCAGAAGAUUCAUUAUGUUGGCCACUCCAUGGGAACUUUAAUAGCUCUAACAUCAUUCUCAGAAGGUAAACAGGUUGACAAGGUGAAAUCAGCAGCAUUGUUAAGCCCAAUUGCUUACUUGAGCCAUAUGACCACUGCCCUUGGUAUUCUUGCAGCCAGAGCCUUUGUCGGCGAGAUUACUACAGUAGCUGGCUUUGCAGAAUUCAAUCCAAAAGGAGAGCCAGUGGCAAACUUCCUCAAGGUAUUAUGCCUAGACCCGAAAGUAAACUGUUUUGAUCUUAUAACUGCACUGACAGGUAAGAAUUGUUGUCUCAAUACCUCCACUGUUGAGCUCUUUUUAAAAAACGAACCUCAGUCUACAUCAACUAAAAAUAUGGUCCAUUUAGCGCAAACCUUCCGAAAUGGAAGAUUGGCAAAAUACGACUAUGGAAGUGCCAACUUCAAUACGCAGCAUUAUGGUGAUUCUGAGCCUCCUGUCUAUAACCUGGCCAACAUUCCGCGUGACCUUCCUCUUUUCCUGAGUUAUGGAGGGCAAGAUUCGCUAUCAGAUGUUAAGGAUGUAGAGAAUUUACUGGAUAAUCUGAAGUUGCAUGAUGUAGACAAGAUCAACAUUCAAUACAUAAAAGAUUUUGCACACGCAGAUUUCAUAAUGGGAACCACCUCCAAGGAUAUAGUGUAUAAUCAAAUUAUGGCCUUCUUCAAACGCCAUACAUAAAUCUUGAAUUGAUUUAUAAUAUAUCUGGCUUGAGCUUUUGCGGUCUACUGUAUGCUGGGUGUUAGAAAAUGGGAAGUUUAAGUUAUAUUUUAUAUAUGUUCUUGAUAGAAUUUCCAGAAACUAACGAUUAGAGGGUGUUUUUUGUUACAAGGACUAAAGUUUUCAUUUUUGGAUAAAGACAUUUUCUCAGUGUAA